This is a messenger RNA of Penaeus chinensis, 933 nucleotides long. RefSeq names its product molt-inhibiting hormone-like. The record is from RefSeq and is a predicted model, not a curated record. Gene Ontology annotation, biological process: circadian rhythm. The transcript has 3 exons. NCBI's taxonomy places the organism in Eukaryota, Metazoa, Arthropoda, Malacostraca, Decapoda, Penaeidae. The coding region runs from base 284 to 679 and encodes 131 amino acids.
CAUGUAUACACAAUAUAAUGUAUAUCACUCUUAGGCUGUUAACAUAGCUCCCAUACAUAACGGAUGAAAGGCAGAAAGGGAAAAAGAGGAGGGCGUCUUACAAUCGCCAAUAGGACCGCUUAUCGAACUUCGAUUAGACCACUUAACGAAGCGGAUCAAUUCAUCAAAUAAAUGGUUCAGCGGCGGUCAUGCGGGCGGGAGUUUCCAUAUAAAAGGAAGCCUGGGUGCUGGAAGGCCAGUGUCAUUUACCAGCAUCACCUCUGCUCUUCAUCUCUCAAGCGUCAUGUCUGGCUGCGCAAUGUGGAUGAUCCUUGCUCUGGCUGCCUCCUGUAGCGUCAUGAGUCUCGCAAGAAUCAUGGAUCCCGGGCACAGCCGCCCUCCCUUCCAGCUGCCUUCGUCGCCUUCGUCUUCGAGUGUUACGGGCGCGGCCUCGGCUCUCCGCCUGGCCAAGCGGGAAACGUUCGACCCAGCGUGCAAGGGCAUCUACAACCGCGCCAUCUGGGGCAAGCUCAACCGGGCGUGCGAGGACUGCCAGAACCUCUUCAGGAAAGAACCGGCCAUCUACGAAGCCUGCAGGGAGAAAUGUUUCGACACAGCAAUCUUCCCUGCGUGUGUGGUCGAACUCUCCCUCAAUCUUAACGAAUACAUGUUCGAAGCAGAGUUAAUUCGCGAGCUUUAAACGGAUGAAGAUAAUGACUUGCAGAUUCACUCGUAAACCAAGAUGUGAAAUGAUGUGAAUAUCGAUAUAUCUAAUACACGUUGGGUAUAUUUGUUUAAUGUAUUGAGAGAAAAUACUAAAAUAUGGUUGUAAUUUAGGGUAAUGAAAGGCCUAUCAAUUGAAAGUUAACUUUAAUUUAUAUGUUCAUUGCCAAAAAAGUUAGACAGUGUAUGACGAAAUGAUAUUUCAAAUAAAGUUACUGUACAAUAAAAUUA